Molecule: messenger RNA, 1836 nt
Organism: Drosophila subobscura
Lineage: Eukaryota; Metazoa; Arthropoda; Insecta; Diptera; Drosophilidae
Product: cytosolic non-specific dipeptidase-like
Exons: 1
Coding region: 1-1836 (611 amino acids)
Biological process (GO): proteolysis
Molecular function (GO): peptidase activity
Source: RefSeq, a predicted model, not a curated record
AUGAAAGAGCACAAAAGUCAUGUGCGGCUGCCACGUAGAUCCAAACGAUCUUCCAGUCGUCCGCACACUGGCUCCGAUGAGGAGUUGCCCUUUGGGCCGUCCGAAGCAUGUCGCUGUGAACACUGUCAGAUCAGGAAUCGACACAGUCCCAGCGACGAGGACAAUCUGAGAGCCACAGCGAUGCUGCGCAAGGUGGACGCUGCCGUCGAGAAGAAUUUCGAGGAGGCCCUGGGCGACCUGGAGGAUUUUGUGCGCUUGCAAUCAGUCUCUGCGGACUUGGAGCUGAUAGCCGAGAGUCUGAAGGCCUUGUGCCUGUACCGCGAUCGUCUGGAGCGCAUGAGAUUCAAUAUCUAUGAGUACAGCAUCAAUGCGCCGCGUGGCGCCUGCGACACGUCACCACACCCGAAGGUUGUGUUUGCCCACUACUUCUCCUCGCCCACGAAGAACACAAUUCUGGUGUACGCGUAUCUGGAUGUGGCUCCGGCCAAGUUCGAGGAUGGCUGGCUGUCGGAGCCCUUCGAGUUCUACAUGAACGACGACAUGCUGUACGGGCGUGGAGUGUGUACCGGCAAGGGCAUGGCCGUGUGCUGGCUGCAGGCCAUCGAAGCCUGGAUGGAGAAGAGCGGCGAUCUGCCCAUAAAUAUCAAGUUCAUUGUGGAGAUCAUGCACGCCGUGGGCAGUGUCGGACUGCAGCACUACCUGGAGGUGAAGAGAGAGUUCUUCCUGGACGUGGACUGCAUUGUGUUUGGCAACAAUUCCUGGAUAAACGACGACAAGCCCAUGAUGAGCUGCAGCCUCACCGGCUGGGCGCACUUUGGCCUGGAGAUGCGCGGCGCCACAAAGACCCUGGAGGGGGGACUGGCGGGUGGACUCGUGUAUGAACCCAUGACGGAUGUUUGUGCGCUGAUGAACAGCCUCGUGGACAAUCUCCAUGUGCUGCAGGUACCCGCGAUCCAGCACAUGGUGCGGCCCACUCUCGUCACGGAGUGGGCGCUGAUCGAGUCGGCGAUAUUCAGCGAGUAUGCCUACAAGGAGCUGUUCGGCAUCAGGCGUCUCCGGUUUGAGCUGACAAAGGCCGAGCUGCUGCACAAUCGCUGGUGCCAGAGCACCAUGAGCAUGCACGGCAUCGAGGGCUGCUACAGCCGCAAGGGCUCAUCCACUUCGUUGCCCAUGUCGGUGAUGGCAAAGUUUUCCAUCAAACUUUUGCCCGAUCAAACGGUGAACUUGGUGCACACCCACAUCGAGGAGUUUCUGCGCACAAAGUGCGAGGAACUAAAGACGAGAACCACCCUGAAGGUGCAUCUGCUGGACUCGUGCGAUCCCAGCCUGUGGGGCCUCGAUGCCAGGUACAGCAAGGCGCUCGUGCGCUCCAUCAGCCGCGUCUAUCAGCUGGAGCCGGAUCUAUCGAUGAACAUUGUCACCUGCCUGCCCAUUGCCAGCACAUUCAAGAAGAUCACCGGCAAACCCAUCAUCCUAAUGCCCUAUGCCCAUCGCAUGGACUACUCGCACGUGGUCAACGAGUCCAUCCCGAAGCAGUGCUUCCUGCGCAACAUCAAGCUCUGCACGGGCCUCAUGCACGAGCUGUCGCUGCUGCCAGCACGCUGCAAGUGCGACGUCAUCUUUGAGUACUGCAAUCGCCAAGGCAUUGCCGAGAUGCUCAAGCCACCCACACAGAAGACCCUGCCCAAGCCGAGUAUUUUCGCGCAUAUCAGAAGAUCCAAAUCCGUGAGGCCGCGGGACCAGCAACCAGCGGAGUCUGAUCCAAAUAAACGCAAAAAGCUCAAGGAUUGGCUGUGUGCGCCAUUUAGGCGAAACAGGAUGAGCGCGCCAAAGUAA